CUAGCUUCGGGUAUCGGGACCGAGAGUGGGCUGGCGGAGGAGGGAGUGAGGAGUUGGGGCUGAGAGGAGAGGGUAGAGCCCUCGACCGUCGAAUAAGGGGACGCGCGAUGGGGCAGAGGCCCACUGGCGAGGGAGCGGCGCAGAUGAGAGAUAGGGGUGGAGCUCGGCUGACGGGAGACAGACUGCGGUUAAGUCGGGAGGGAGAAGGCAGCACUGACUUGCUAGGGUGUGGGAAAGGAUCAGGUUGUAAUUUGGGAAGGUUGAGGUGCAGUCCGAGGAAGACGGCUCAAGAAAGUGGUGGAUCGGCUCAGGCCCCGGCCUAGGCUGUUGGAUGGCCGCUGUUGGAUGCCGACAGAACAGAGGGAGGAGAAGCAGCUUGAGGCAUCAUUAGAUGCACUGCUGAGUCAAGUGGCUGAUCUGAAGAACUCACUGGGGAGUUUCAUUUACAAGUUGGAGAAUGAGUAUGACCGGCUGACCUGGCCAUCUGUCCUGGACAGCUUUGCCUUGCUCUCUGGACAGUUGAACACUCUGAACAAGGUCUUGAAGCAUGAAAAGACACCACUGUUCCGUAACCAGGUCAUCAUCCCUCUGGUGUUGUCCCCAGACCGAGAUGAAGAUCUCAUGAGGCAGACUGAAGGACGGGUACCUGUUUUCAGCCAUGAGGUGGUCCCUGACCAUUUGAGAACCAAGCCUGACCCUGAGGUAGAAGAGCAAGAGAAGCAGCUGACAACGGAUGCUGCCCGCAUUGGUGCUGAUGCAGCUCAGAAGCAGAUCCAGAGCUUGAAUAAAAUGUGCUCAAACCUUCUGGAGAAAAUCAGCAAAGAGGAACGAGAAGCGGAGAGUGGAGGUCUCCGGCCGAACAAGCAGACCUUUAACCCAGCAGACACCAAUGCAUUAGUGGCAGCUGUUGCCUUUGGGAAGGGGCUGUCUAAUUGGAGGCCUUCAGGCAGCAGUGGUCCUGGCCAGCCGGGCCAGCCAGGAGCUGGGACAAUCCUCUCAGGAGCCUCAGGAUUACAGCAGGUGCAGAUGGCAGGAGCUCCAAGUCAGCAGCAGCCAAUGCUCAGUGGGGUGCAGAUGGCCCAAGCAGGUCAACCAGGGAAAAUGCCAAGUGGAAUAAAAACCAACAUCAAGUCGGCUUCCAUGCAUCCCUACCAGCGGUGAGUGUGGCCGACAACCUCCACUCUCAGGUGCUCUUUGCAGAGUUGGGCAGUGAAACUGCCGUUUGCCCAAAGCUGACCUAGAUGGGUAUAAUAAAAAGAAUACGGGCUUUCAGCCACAGACAGAUCCCAUCUCCACUGCCGACUAGCUGUGUGACCUUGGGCAAGUGACCGAAUUUUUCUGAGCCGGUUUUCUUGUUUAUAAAUGGUGAUAAUACCUACCUCAUAGGGUUGUUGUGAGGAUUAAAAUGGGAAAAUGAAUGUAAAA
Messenger RNA from Balaenoptera ricei (Rice's whale), 1425 nucleotides. It is a transcript of the gene MED8, whose product is annotated as mediator complex subunit 8. Gene Ontology annotation, cellular component: mediator complex; core mediator complex. Bases 346 to 1161 code for a protein of 271 amino acids. Gene Ontology annotation, molecular function: transcription coregulator activity; RNA polymerase II cis-regulatory region sequence-specific DNA binding. Gene Ontology annotation, biological process: regulation of transcription by RNA polymerase II. The transcript has 7 exons. NCBI's taxonomy places the organism in Eukaryota, Metazoa, Chordata, Mammalia, Artiodactyla, Balaenopteridae. The record is from RefSeq and is a predicted model, not a curated record.